Hermetia illucens (black soldier fly) is the source of this 1755-nucleotide messenger RNA. RefSeq names its product liver carboxylesterase-like. The transcript has 7 exons. Lineage: Eukaryota; Metazoa; Arthropoda; Insecta; Diptera; Stratiomyidae. The record is from RefSeq and is a predicted model, not a curated record. Bases 77 to 1702 code for a protein of 541 amino acids.
AAGAAGAGCUAGAAUAGUCUAAGAAGAGAUGCGGAUGAAGUCAUAUUAAAAUAAUUGUUUGGAUUCGUAGUUAAAGAUGAAAGUGUCGGUCAAUAUAAUUUCGUUACAAAGUUUCAUUUUAUUGAUCAGUUUACUAUCAGUUGUUUGGGCCGAGAAACAAUGGACUCGGCAGCUUAAAACAAAGUGGUCCAAUCGUACGGUCUAUGAAUUCAAAAAUGUCGAAUAUGGAGUUUACUUUUCCGAUAAGAGAAAGUUUUUGCCUUCUUUCGACAAGUCUUCCUUUGAAAAUUCCAUCAAUGGUAACUUGGAACGCAAUAAUUCUUCUGGACUUCUUCAACCUCUCCAUGUUACGGUUUACACACCAAAUAUCAGUAGCAAGAAACCGGUGAUGGUGCAUAUCGGUGACUAUGACCUUCUAUACGCUACAGCCGAUUCUGCUUCACCUGGUUUUCUACUAGAAAAGGACAUCGUUUUAGUAAGCGUUGAAUACCGAACUGGAGCAAAAGGAUUUUUGUCAAUGCGGAAUGAACAAAUACCUGGAAAUGCAGGCGUUUUUGAUAUACUGUUAGCCUUGAAGUGGGUUCAGAAAAAUAUCGAGCAAUAUGGUGGCGAUCCUGAUCGCGUUACCUUGUUCGGACAGUAUAAGGUUGCUGGAGUCAUUCAUGUGCUGACACUCAGUGAUCUUGCGAAAGACCUGUUCCAUCAAGUUAUCCUUCAGUCAGGAUCAGCUUUACUAAAAAAUUUUACUUCCUCAAAUCCAAUACUAAUCAGUCGUGAAGUUGGAAGUGCUCUCAAAUGUAAGGAUGUGCAUAACAAAAUCAGACUUACGAAGUGUUUGGUGGAAGCCAAUGACGUGGAUUUAAGUGCAGCUUAUAGUAAGGUUUGGGACAUGCAUAAAGGCAACAUUCCGUUCAUCACGAUCGGUGGACCCAGUAACCUUUUAAAUGAAUCCCCCGAGCAGAUUCACCGAUCUGGUCAAUUUCGAAUUUAUCCAAAAAUCAUCGGAUUCGUUGAUCAACCAUCCGCAUACUUCCUUGAUUUCUUUGACCCCACUCCGGAAAAAUCGUCCUUUUUCACACUGGAUCGAUUUGCGAAAGAUGCAACGUCUUUUGUAAAAUUAGCAGGCGAGAUAUUUGGUGAAAGCAAUUGGGAGAGGCUCAUGCCAAACGCCUCAUCUCUGGCCCAGUUGGAGAACGCAGACCCAAAAACCUUGAGGCAUACGUUCAACUUGGUUUUGACAUCAAUCUUAGAUUGGUCUAGCUUAUAUGUCAAGUCAGCAAUCUAUUACACGGGAUUUUUAAACAAAACCCCAAAAACCUUCGCAUAUACCUUUAAAUACAACGGAAAGCAUCACACCCUACCCUUAAGAAGGAGUAAUUUAUUGAAUGGCGCAAUGCUUUUAGAUGAUGAUCGAUAUUUGUUUGAUAGCUACGCAGAUGAGCUAAAUGAGAGUGAUACCAAAAUUGCCAAAUUGAUGGUGGAUUUUUGGACAUCAUUUGCUGCAACUGGUAAACCACUUUCCGAAGGAAUAGUUGAUUGGCCCGAAGUUAAGGUAGGGAAGGACGAGUAUCUUAUCAUUGAUGAUGAAGUUAGUGCUGAACGUGAUUUUAUAAAUGAGCUUCAAAGCGCUACGAAAACUUAUUUAGAUGAAUCUGAUAAUAAGAUUUUGCGAGAGUAUGGAACUAAGGUUCACGUAGAAUAAGCAAAAAUAAAAAAAAAAUGUAGAUAUCCAAUAAAAACUAGUAGAGGCACGGA